Cynara cardunculus var. scolymus (artichoke) is the source of this 639-nucleotide messenger RNA. RefSeq names its product S-norcoclaurine synthase 2-like. The transcript is spliced from 2 exons. Gene Ontology annotation, cellular component: cytoplasm; nucleus. Gene Ontology annotation, biological process: abscisic acid-activated signaling pathway; defense response. Bases 37 to 504 code for a protein of 155 amino acids. Gene Ontology annotation, molecular function: protein phosphatase inhibitor activity; abscisic acid binding; signaling receptor activity. Lineage: Eukaryota; Viridiplantae; Streptophyta; Magnoliopsida; Asterales; Asteraceae. The record is from RefSeq and is a predicted model, not a curated record.
CCCAACACUUUGAACCAACCAUAAAACACCGAUAAAAUGUUUGGAACGUUGUCGGAGGAAGUUGAAGUGAAGGUGUCGGCCGACAAAGCGUGGCAGGUUUACGGCACUCUCAAGCUCGGAGAUUUGGCCGCCAAAUACAUCGUUGAUGGACUUGAGGUCAUUGAAGGCGAUGGCGGCGUUGGAACUAUCGUUAAGAUCACUUUCAAACCAGGGUCUGGAAUUUCAUAUUACAAGGAAAAAUUCACAACGGUCGACAAUGAGAGGAGGGUGAAAGAAGCAGAGAUCAUAGAAGGAGGAUAUCUGGAUUUCGGGUUUACGCUUUAUAGAGUGAGGUUCGAGGUUAAGGACAAUCCAAACGACGAGCCGGGUUCCUCGUGUCUCAUGAAAACAACGAUUGAGUACGACGUUAAGGAAGAGGAUGCUGCCAAUGCAUCACUUGCCACCAUCGACCCAUUUGUUGCCCUUAUGAAGGUUGCAAACGAACAUCUCUUAUGUUCUACUUAAGUCGAACGAUAUUAUUGUUGUAAUAAAUCUCGUGGCUAUUUGAUUUUGGCAAUUGAGCUUAAUCGCUCAGCCACACAUUUGUGUUUGUUUACCAGUUAAUAAAUAAGACGACUUUAAAAUGGACUUAAUGAGUCA